This is a messenger RNA of Pseudomassariella vexata, 4665 nucleotides long. Its product is annotated as glycogen debranching enzyme. The record is from RefSeq and is a predicted model, not a curated record. Gene Ontology annotation, biological process: glycogen biosynthetic process; glycogen catabolic process. The coding region runs from base 1 to 4665 and encodes 1554 amino acids. Gene Ontology annotation, molecular function: 4-alpha-glucanotransferase activity; amylo-alpha-1,6-glucosidase activity. NCBI's taxonomy places the organism in Eukaryota, Fungi, Ascomycota, Sordariomycetes, Amphisphaeriales, Pseudomassariaceae. The transcript has 2 exons.
AUGAUCCCCAGAACCAUGACCUCAACCGAGGUCUACAUCCUUCCUUUAAAGGACAACGGCGCUCCUGACGUCCAUGGAGAGUACAUCUACCUUGCCUCAGGAUCCCGCGAGCCCAUAACCAUUCGGUUCACGAUCGAAGGAACCUCUUCAAUUUGCCGGCAGGGCAGCUUGUGGGUAAACAUUCCAGAGCGCGGUGCCGACUUUCAACGACAUUCAUUCCGAGAGUUCAAGCUCGUCCCUGACUUCAAUCGAACAAUCGAGAUAUCCAUUCCCGUAUACGAUGCCGGCGCAUUUGCCUUUUAUUUGACUUACGCCGAGCUCCCCAAACUCUCCGGGGAGGUUGGCUCAGGCGAGGUUGCUUCGACUGAUAAAAAGAAAACGCAGACUUACUACAUAGAUGUGGCGCCGCGGCUAUCCCUGGAUGGUAGACCUUUGCCACUACCAGCACUGUCCAUAUUCUCGGUAAUCAGCAAGUUCAUGGGCAAGUAUCCUACCGAUUGGGAGAAGCACCUGCGAGGCAUCAGUGGCAGGGGCUAUAACAUGAUACACUUCACACCGCUUCAGGUCCGAGGAGAAUCGAAUUCUCCGUACAGCUUGUAUGAUCAGCUAGGUUGGGAUCCUGACUGUUUCCCCGAAGGAGAGGCCGAUGUGAAGAAGAUGGUGGACAGUCUGGAGCAGAAACAUUCUCUUCUGAGUCUCACGGAUAUCGUCCUCAACCACACUGCACACAACACUCAAUGGCUGAUGGAGCACCCUGAAGCUGGUUACAAUUUGACAACAGCGCCAUGGCUGGAAUCUGCAUAUGUGCUCGACACGAAGCUUCUCGAGUUUGGAUUCAAGCUGGAAGAGCUGGGGUACCCCAAGGAGUUCAACUCAGUGGAUGAUUUGUUCAAAGUCCUGGACGGAAUAAAGAAGCAUGUCGUUGCCGAGAUCCGACUCUGGGAAUACUACGCGCUGGACGUUGACCGAGAUGUCGAUGCGGCCAUCGGGUUCUGGGCGGGUGGAAAGACGACUUUUCCGGAGGGUUCCACCAAAAUCGAUCUCGUCAACUUGAAGGAUGCGAGUGCAAAAGAUCAGGCAGCUUAUCUUGUCAAAAAUGGAUUGCUGGGCGAUGACCGCCUAGGUGAACGAUUCAGGAGACAUAUCGAUCCCCAGGUUUCCGCAGCUUUGAUCUCGUCCUUUUUUGGAAGUUACCGUGGUGAAACCGACGAGGCGACGAUUCGUACGAAAUUAGUGUCCAUCUUGGAUGCGGUCAACAUGCCGUUUUACGAGGAGUACGACAAAGAAAUCGGUGAAAUCUUGCAGCAACUGUUCAACCGAAUUAAGUAUACUCGAAUUGAUGACCACGGUCCCAAAAUGGGACCGGUUACUCGGGAGAGCCCACUUAUCGAGACUUAUUUCACACGCUUGCCCAAGAACGAAACAACUGCGAAACACGAGAAGGAAGACAUGGUGUUAGCCAACAACGGCUGGGUGUGGGCCGGCAAUGCACUCGUCGACAAUGCAGGACCUUCAUCUCGUGUCUACCUCCGUCGCGAGGUGAUUGUAUGGGGCGACUGCGUCAAGCUCCGAUACGGCAGCGGACCCCAAGAUAGCCCCUGGCUAUGGGAGUAUAUGACGAAAUAUGCCCGCAUGCUUGCUAAGUAUUUUGCUGGUUUCCGGAUCGACAACUGCCACUCCACCCCUAUUCACGUCGCAGAACAUGUUCUUGAUGAGGCUCGCCGUGUCAGACCUAACUUGUACGUCGUGGCCGAGCUAUUCACUGGGUCGGAGGAGAUGGACUACGUCUUUGUGAAACGGUUAGGCAUCAGUGCCUUGAUCCGGGAAGCCAUGCAAGCAUGGAGUACUGGGGAGAUGAGCAGGCUUGUGCAUCGCCACGGUGGUCGUCCGAUUGGAAGCUUUGAGGUGGACGAAAUUUCCAAGAGCCAACUACAGAACCCUGGCAGCCCGCCCAUGAGCCCUGGAGCCAAUGUGGGAGAGGCCACUCGGGAGGUGAUUCGUCGCAUCAAGCCCUCUCCAAUCCAAGCCUUAUUCAUGGACUGCACGCACGACAAUGAAGUUCCAGCGCAGAAGAGGGACGCCCGUGAUACGUUGCCCAAUGCGGCUCUCGUAAGCAUGUGCUCGAGCGCAACGGGUAGUGUCAUGGGGUACGACGAGAUCUAUCCCAAGCUGGUGGAUCUUGUCAACGAGUCUCGACUCUACACGUCCCAUUCAUCGAAUAAGGAAGUCAAGGUUGGCGCUGGUGAAAGCGGCAUUGGCGGAGUUAAGAAGUUGCUCAAUCAGAUUCACAAGCUCAUGGGCAUGGAUGGUUAUGAUGAAACACAUAUCCAUCACGAGGAUCAGUAUAUCACAGUCCACAGAGUACACCCCGAGUCCAGGAAAGGAUACUUUCUCAUUGCUCAUACGGCCUACCCGGGCUACGGUAACGGCAAUGGAGCAUUCAACGCCGUGCACCUCGGCGGGACCAAAGUUCAACAUUUGGGAAGCUGGAUGCUUGAGGUCGAUACCGGUGAGGAUGCCAUGAAGGUCAUCGAGGAAGACAAGAAGUAUUUGAGAGGCCUGCCAAGCCGCGUAGUCAGCCUGCCAGGUGUCCGGAUAGAGGUCAAGGGCGACGAUACCACUAUCACAGUUCGCGACAAAUUCCCACCUGGCUCGAUUGCGCUGUUCGAGACUUGGAUUCCAGCUGCUGAACACUCCUCUGGAUUGGACAAUUAUGUCACGUCAGGAGCGAAGGCUGCCAUGGCAGAGUUGAAUCUCGUAGACUUGAACUUCCUGCUUUACCGAUGCGAGGCAGAGGAACGCGACGGAAGCGAUGGCAAGGAUGGCGUGUACGAGAUCCCUGGCUAUGGCAAGAUCAUUUAUGCUGGUCUGCAAGGAUGGUGGAGUAUCUUGAAGGAUGUCAUCAAAGACAACAAUCUUGCGCACCCACUCUGCCAAAACCUACGUGAUGGUCAGUGGGCGCUUGACUAUACCGUAGGCCGACUGGAAAGAGCUGGUCAAGAAGAAAACUUCAAGUCUCUCGCAAAACCUGCGGCAUGGCUGAAAGAUCGCUUUAGUGCUCUUCGCGGUAUUCCAAGCUUCUUGUUGCCGAGAUACUUCGGUCUGGUCAUUCGAACUGCUUACAUGGCUGCAAAAGAAAGAGGGCUGGACCUCUUGAACGAGAACACGCGCAAUGGCCAAUGGUUCCUCCAGAACCUCGCCAUGGUCAGCAUCCAACAGACAGGACUCGUCAAAUCUGGCUCGCUAUGGCCCACGAAACUAGUACCAUCUUUGGCUGCAGGUCUGCCUCAUUUUGCUGUUGAGUGGGCACGCUGCUGGGGCCGUGAUGUCUUCAUCUCUCUUCGAGGACUGUACCUCGGAACUGGGCGCUUCGAUGAGGCGGCAGAGCACAUCUUUGCAUUUGCAAGUGUUCUGAAGCAUGGCAUGAUUCCCAACUUGCUAAGCAGUGGCAAUUUGCCGCGAUACAACAGCAGAGACUCGAUUUGGUUUUUCCUGCAAUGCAUACAAGACUACACUCGUCUUGCACCAAACGGAACCGAAUUUCUCAAACGGAAAGUCAAGCGUCGAUUUUUGCCCUACGACGAUACCUGGUUCGCGUCAGAAGAUCCCCGCGCGUACUCGAAGGAAAGCAUUAUGGAAGACAUCAUCCAGGAAGCCAUGCAACGACACGCUUCCGGUAUGAAGUUCCGCGAAGCCAAUGCUGGUCCCAGCAUCGAUUCUCAGAUGCGCAACGAGGGUUUCAACAUUGAAAUUAAUGUCGACUGGUCCAAUGGUGUCAUAUUUGGUGGAAACCAAUUCAACUGCGGAACCUGGAUGGACAAGAUGGGCGAAAGUGAACGUGCAGGCUCAAAGGGCGUACCCGGUACUCCUCGAGAUGGUGCCGCUAUUGAGAUCACUGGCCUUCUCUAUAGCACGCUGAAGUGGCUCGCGAAGCUGAACUCGGAGGGCAAGUACCCGUACAAUGGGGUCAAGAAAUCCGACGGCUCCGAGGUCACUUUUGCCGAAUGGGCUGGUUUGCUCAAGUCGAGCUUUGAGCACAGUUACUACGUGCCAACCGAUGCAUCUGAGGACGGCAAGUAUGCUGUCAACUCUCAUGUCAUCAAUAGGAGGGGCAUCUACAAGGAUCUUUUCCGUUCCGGAAAAGAGUACGAGGACUACCAGCUCCGCCCCAACUUUGCUAUCGCUAUGACAGUGGCCCCCGACCUAUUCGAUCCCUCGCAUGCCAUGGGCGCACUCAUCUUAGCAGACAAGGUACUUCGUGGCCCCACUGGAAUGGCCACUCUUGAUCCCGCCGACUUGAACUACCGUCCGUACUACAUCAACAGCGAGGACAGCACUGAUUUCGCGACGUCCAAGGGCCGCAACUACCACCAAGGCCCCGAAUGGCUUUGGCCCACGGGCUUCUUUCUCCGGGCAUUGCUCAAGUUUGACUUGAUGCGCCACAAGGAGAGCAAGGAGGGCCGCGUUGAAGCCUUCCAGCAAGUGACUCGCCGUCUGCAGGGAUGCAAGGAGAUGAUUGAGAGCAGUCCCUGGGCUGGUCUCACGGAGCUCACACAGAAGAAUGGAGAGUACUGUGGCGAUUCCAGUCCGACGCAGGCGUGGAGUGCGGGAUGCUUGAUUGACUUGUACAUGGACGCUGCUGAGUAUGCCGAAGGCUCGGCUUAG